GGUCAACACAAGAGAAGGGUCGGUUUGUUCCUUUCUUCCCGGUACGCUUUUCUCCAACGCCAUAGCCAAGACUCAAACGAGAUUCUGAUUCAACAGUGUUUGCUUGAUCUGCAUCUUCUAUCCCACUAAACCUUCUCCUCUCUCGAUCAAACGCACCUGCUUUACAUUAGAUCGGAUUUGAUCGAGCGAUUUCGAUUAGGAAUCGCGAUGUCAAUCCGAAUUCCACCAGCUUGUUUGGAUUUUCGCGGUUUCAUACUCUGUUUCAUCUUCUUCAGCUCGUUCCCUGGAACAAUUCUAACACAACAAGUUACAUUAGAUUCGAUUCAGAUUUUCAAAACUCACGGUUGGUUCUCGAGUAAGCCUACAGUCUAUUUCCAAUGCAAAGGAGAGAACAAGACGGUGUUGCCUGAUGUGAAGAGCACUAAUGUGUCUUAUUCUUUCAAAGGCGAAGAAUCUUGGCAGCCCCUAACCGAGCUUAAAGGAACAAAAUGCAAGAGAUGCGGAAUCUACGAGGAUGACACCCUUACGUAUGAUACCUUUGACGAAUGGGAGCUUUGUCCUUCUGAUUUCACAGCAGAGGGUAGCUACAAGCGCAUCAAAGAGAAAGAAUUUAAUGCUACUUUCCUCUGUCAUGGAUGCUCACAAGUUGGAGCUGGUUCGAAUAAAGAAUCGGGCAAUGACAAGGAAAAGGAAAAGGGCGGAAUGCACCCUGCAAUAGUGGCACUGAUUGUAGUAAUCGUGUUAGGUGCAGUUGUGAUGGGACUCUUGGUAGGUUAUCAGUAUUGGAGGAAGAAGAAACGGCAACAAGAGCAGGCCCGGUUUCUCAAGCUGUUUGAAGAUGGUGAUGAGAUUGAGGACGAACUUGGCCUUGAAAAUACCCUAUGAAGCUCAUGUCACCUCUGUGUACAUACAUACAGGAUUUCUUGAUCAACCUCACAACAGUUUUUUAGUUUUUGGUAAAGAUAUAGAGGAGAAAAGGAUACAAUGUAUGCUCCUAGCUUUUGUUCAUCCAACGAGAUAAGUCAAUGAUGUUAUUUCUUGUUAUCAAUGUUUGGCAAUUGAAUCUUCUGCUUCAUCUAAAGACAAAGUUCAA
Molecule: messenger RNA, 1093 nt
Organism: Capsella rubella
Lineage: Eukaryota; Viridiplantae; Streptophyta; Magnoliopsida; Brassicales; Brassicaceae
Exons: 4
Coding region: 208-885 (225 amino acids)
Source: RefSeq, a predicted model, not a curated record